GGAAUAUGAUCCCGAAAGUCAGACCCGACUAAUAUAUUAUACUGUUGUUACCCUCAAAGAGUUUGCAGAAGCAAAUAUUAGUUUCGCGUGUUUCCUUAUAACAAAGUUUCACUGCGGCAAUGGAAGAAUCUCUUCGUCUAUAUUUAAACACCAAGAAAUUCUGAAAAGGGAAAGGAAGAUCUUUUUUGUUGGAAAAGGGGGGAGAACAAUGGCAAGAAGAACUACUACUUGUGCAAUAUGUGAGAAUCCAAAUCUUGCCUCUAUAUGCCCACUUUGUGUAAAUUACAGGUUAAACGAGUACAGUGUAUCUUUGAAAUCAUUGAAGAGUGUCCGUAAUAGUUUGCAUAUGAGACUGAGUGCCCAGCUUGUUGCAAAGAGUAAAGCAGAUGACCAAUACAGCUGGAGAGUGCUUCAGAAUGAGAAACUUGCAAAGCUGAGGGAGAAGCUUCGUCUUAAACAAAAGCAACUUUUACAAGGAAAGGCUACUCUUGAAAGUAUGACUAAUGAUUUGAAUCUUAGACAUGGGUUGCUUGAUUCUGUCAUGCUUACGUUGCAAAGAAAUCGUGUGGAACAGCUGGAAAAGUUUUACCCCAAUCUUAUAUGCACACAGAGCUUAGGACAUAUGGCAAUUACCUCUGAACGUCUUCAUAAACAAUCCGUGGUUAUAAAACAGAUCUGCAAACUAUUCCCACAACGUCGGGUCAAUAUGGACGGCGAGAAAAAAGAUGGCUUUAGUGGCCCGUAUGAUCAAAUUUGCAAUGCACGUCUACCUAGAGGACUGGAUCCCCAUUCUGUUUCGUCGGAAGAGCUUGCAGCUUCUCUAGGAUACAUGGUGCAACUUCUAGAUCUAGUUGUACCGGCCUUGGCCGCGCCUGCACUUCAUAACUCAGGGUUUGCAGGUUCAACCUCGCGUAUAUGGCAACGGGAUUCAUAUUGGGAUAAACAUCCAUCUUCUCAAAGCAAUGAGUAUCCUCUUUUUAUUCCACGCCCAAAUUGUUGCUCGACAAGUGGGGAAAACGAAUGGGCUGAUAAAAACUCGAGUAACUAUGGUGUUGCUUCGAUGGAAUCCGUGAAGAAGCCACAUCUGGAUGCUUUUGGAAGCUCUAGCUUUAACUUCUCUUCUGCAUCUCCACAUUCACUUGAAACCCAUAAGGAUCUGCAGAAAGGCAUAUCACUUCUGAAGAAAAGUGUAGCAUGCAUUACAGCAUACUGUUACAAUUCUCUGUGUUUAGAUAUUCCAUCUGAAGCCUCUACUUUUGAAGCACUCACUAAGUUGUUGGGAACUCUAUCUUCUUCAAAGGAAGUUAGAUCAGUCUUAUCUUUGAAAAUGGCAUGUUCGAGAUCCUGCAAGCAAGUUCAACAGUUAAACAAAUCUGUGUGGCAUGUCAAUUCGGGUUCAUCCAGCACGUUACUAGAGAGUGGACACGUGACACCAGUAGUGCGGGGUGCAGGUGGACUAAACCUUUCAAAUUCUGCAGCUAGUUAUCUUUACGCUAAUGAGGUACCCGACAAUGGAAAACCCGAUAGCCUUGUUGAAGGAUGGGAUAUCGUAGAGCAUCCAAAAUUCCCCCCUCCACCAUCACAGACUGAGGACAUCGAACACUGGACUCGUGCCAUGUUCGUUGACGCGAAAAGGAGAUAAUCUGCUAAUGAUUUCAAGGGCGUGACAUCUUGAAAGGUUUUCAGCAUUAUUUCACCCGCUCUCUCUGUCUCUGUGGAUAUGGUUUUUGCUUGUAUAGAGUGUCAAAUUCAGUCUGUUGUGCUCAAAUGUUGUGUAAAUAUUAAGUUAUACAUCUUAUCAAUUAUUCCAUUCUCACAUCCUGAGCAAUCUGCUGUAUUUGGACUAAUUCAUGUGUGCCAAAAUUUCGGAGGAUUUUCUCUUGGAAAUUCUUAAAUCUUGGUGAUUUUAGAUUUU
Molecule: messenger RNA, 1915 nt
Organism: Papaver somniferum (opium poppy)
Lineage: Eukaryota; Viridiplantae; Streptophyta; Magnoliopsida; Ranunculales; Papaveraceae
Exons: 14
Coding region: 209-1642 (477 amino acids)
Biological process (GO): SNARE complex assembly
Cellular component (GO): lytic vacuole; endosome
Molecular function (GO): SNARE binding
Source: RefSeq, a predicted model, not a curated record